CAUCCAGUGUUUUGGCCUCCACUGCCCUCUGUGGCAGGGAAUUCCAUAAAUUCACAACUCUCUGGGUGAAAAAGUUUUUUCUCACCUCAGUCUUAAAUGACCCCUUUAUUCUAAGACUGUGAUCCCUGGUUCUGGACUCGAUCAAAAUUGGGAACAUUUUUUCUUGCAUCUAGCUUGCCCAGUCCUUUUAUAAUGUUAUAUGCUUCUAAAAGAAACCCCCUCAUCCUUCUAAACUCCAGUGAAUACAAGCCAAGUAUUUUCAAUCUUUCAUCAUAUGACAGUCCCGCCUUCCCAGGGAUCAAAUGGUGAGGUUAUUGAGCCAGUUAGCCACCAGACUGUCGCCACAGAUAUGACGCUCCAACCUUACUAACUGUACUUCAACAGAGUAACACCAAAACAAGUCUGUUGUAACCAAGUGUUUUUAGUUGAAGGAAAGGUUUCACCCCCAUUUCCAUGUACAUACAACCUUAAACAUCAUUUCAAAUGCUGGGCAAUUGCAAGGGGAUAAUGGGUGCUUUUAAAAAUGUGAAGCAUCAUUGGAGCAUUGGAGCCUGUUUCGCUCGGUGAUGGGGAUCAAUUAGACUCUAAUCGAGACCUGCCAAGAACUUCCAAGUCAAUUUCCUGCAAAGCGCCCGUGUCUCAGCUAGGAGAGAGGAGUUUCCUAUUAAUUCAAUCCACCAGCACAGAUAAUGUAAUCGGUACUUCCUUCGCCCUCCACCCACCGCACCAUCAGGUAUAUAUUUUCACAUGGUGAUGGAGUUGUUUUCACCGCAGUGAGAUGGCUGAAUACUGACGGACAGAUGAGCAAAAACAAAAAUGCAAAUGUUUAGCCUCAGAAAAAGGAAGAGUUGGAGAUGAGACAGCUUCCAAUUCUGCACCAUAACACAAGCACACACACAUAUAUACAUUUGUUUUUCCCCAUUGCAUAUAUACAAUAUGCAUAUCCGCGCGUAUAGCUCUCUCACUCUCGAUACAACCCCCGCACAAGUACCCUAAUCAAACCGAAGGCAAUGAAGCAAAUCUGUUCAAACCAUUUCUAAAAAGAAUAUCUGACUCUACAUUUGCAGAGAUUUUCUUAGAUGUCCAUUCGGUUUCACCCCCUUUACGACUUCCGAUUUUUUUUUUUUUUUUUUGCAAAUGUCCAGAGUAGAUGUACACGUAUCAAAACCAAGAAGUUUAUUCUUAUUUGCAACAACUGCAGUUCACUCGGCGAUGUACAAGAGUGGGCUGAUGUGAUUGAGUCUUCGCUGGACGGGAGCAUUCCUUUUUGCACAAAUCGCUGAAUAUUUAAUACAUUUGAGUGGGGGAGUUGGAUCGAGUCUGCGGACUCGGAAGUCAUUCAGUGGGAUUCACUGAUGGCAAUGCUACUUGCAACUUGAGUCUCAGUUAAUAUGAUAAGGAAAACCCCGAUGUCUCGGGCGAGACACACUGCCCAACCUUCCACCGUCGAGAGAGAGGGAGCUCGGCGUGAAUGCUGCGCGACUGAAUCGUAAAUUUAAAAAAAAAAAGAUAUCAUUUGCAGUUGGCGAGCAUCGCGCCAUGUUCGUUGGCUGCAGAUGCACAGUAUUUUGACUGCAGCAAGUUCCUGGUGCCGGGCGUUUGACGUUUGCUUCUUCCGCUGUUCCGAAAUCCUACCUGUGUGGUGACUCGGUGACUCGCUUUCCCCAGGGUUAUACAUCUGUGUGAUGCUGUUGUUAUUGAUGCUGUCCGAUUCCUCUCAAAUACUUAUAUUUAAAAUAGGAUCCACUGUCAUGUGACCGAGACACUUUUUUGUCCUUGUUUUUCCUCCCGUUGCCACCGGCUUCAAGCGAUGAACUUUUGCUAUAUUCUUAUGUGUUGCAACCGCAGCGCGGAUGGCGGAGGGAGAGAUCCCGGUUCAGCUGGAUGGUCGUAGGCCGGGGAGAGAGCCAAGAGUCGGAGUCUAAUGCAAAACACGUCCCACGCGAGGAAAAGGGGGGAAAGAGCGAUUUGUGCACGAACUGGAAAGGCGUUCAAGGGGGGAAAACCGUCGAAGUUGAAGCAACACCCUUUAAUGCCCGAUUAUUGGUGAUUUUUAAAUGGAUGUUCUGUCUUUUUUUUUAAAACGGAUUUUGCUAAACACGAUUUAAAAGAGAAUUCUCCUUUUGUACGGAUUAUCUCGGAAGAUUGCAAAGGUGGAGCGAUCAGAGGGCUGAUGACGGACCCGUUAAUCCCUUUAAUGCAUCAAAAGAAGGGAGGCAUCGUGGCAACGUUUAUGUGGAAAUCAUGGGAUAUUCUGAUCGGCUUGGGGUUCUGUGCGAAACUGCUGGUAAUUAGUUUUGGCUGAGUUUUGAAAAUACACACUCACACAAAUACAUACACAUAUAUGCAUUAAUGCGCAUAUACAUCUACAGUAUUCUGAACGGAGUUGGGAUGUGGACGAUUUUGUGCUACCAGCAUUGCUCCUAAAUCCAUCCAUCCAUCGGCCUUUCGUCACCCUUGUCAGCCACGCAUUGCUUAAAUGGAAUUAGUUUGGAUUGGAGUCCCUUGCAUAAGAAUCAGACAUGGUACAUGGGCAUCGGCUCAGAUUGCUUCACGUUGUAUCAAGUCUCAUCCUGUUAGGACUGUUUGUAUCAACAAAAAAGACAUCAGACAAAUCAACUUCUUCAGAGUCAGUGCAAUGUGGCUCCUGGAUCAAGAAUCCGGACGGUGGUUUCUUCACAUCUCCCAAUUAUCCAAACAAGUAUCCUCCUGACAAAGAGUGCACAUACAUUAUUGAAGCUGCUCCAAGACAAAGUAUUGAACUUUACUUUGAUGAAAAAUACUCCAUUGAACCUUCUUGGGAAUGCAAAUUUGACCACAUUGAGGUGCGGGAUGGACCUUUCCCAUUUUCUCCUGAAAUUGGACGUUACUGUGGUCAAAAUAUUCCACCUUUUAUAACAUCAUCGGGCAGAUUUUUAUGGAUUAAAUUUGUUGCUGAUGGUGAGCUUGAAUCAAUUGGAUUCCUGGCAAGAUACAACUUUAUACCAGAUCCCGAAUUUGCACACCUGGGUGCCCUGAAACCAUUACCAGUGUGUGAGUUUGAAAUGGGAGGACCGGAGGGAAUCAUUGAAUCAAAGCAAAUCGUCCAGGAAGGCAAGGCCAGUCCCACGGAGGCAGUUGAUUGUAAAUGGUUUAUUCGAGCACCACCAAAAUCCAAGAUCUUCUUGAGAUUUCUUGACUACGAGAUGGAGAAUUCUAAUGAGUGCAAGCGGAAUUUUGUGGCAAUCUAUGAUGGAAGCAGCGCGGUGGAGGAUCUGAAAUCCAAGUUCUGCAGCACUGUAGCCAAUGAUUUGAUGCUUCGUACUGGUCUUGGUGUCAUUCGCAUGUGGGCUGAUGAGGGCAGUCGGAGCAGUCACUUCCAGAUGCUCUUCACGUCCUUUCAAGAACCCCCCUGUGAAGCUAGCGCUUUCUUCUGCCACAGCAACAUGUGUAUUAAUGACACCUUGGUCUGCAAUGGUGUGCAAAACUGUGUGUAUCCCUGGGAUGAAAAUCACUGCAAAGAGAAACGAAAGGCUAACCUUCUGGACCAGCUUACCAACACCAGUGGGACCAUAAUCGGGAUCACAUCUUUCAUUGUGAUUAUUCUCAUUGUUAUCUCUGUCAUAGUUCAGAUCAAACAGCCGCGCAAAAAAUUCAUCCAAAGAAAACCAGACUUUGACCAAACAGUUUUUCAGGAGGUUUUUGAGCCCACACACUAUGAACUCUGUUCACUAAAAGGAAAGGGGGCUGCAGCUGAUCUAGGGGACAUUGUAGAUGACUUUGAGAACUACCAUAAACUGAGGCGAUCGUCUUCUAAAUGCAUUCAUGACCAUCACUGUGGAUCUCAGAUAUCCAGCAUUAAAGGUAGCCGUAGUAACCUCAGCACCCGUGAUGCCACGAUCCUCUCAGAAAUACAACCACAGCCAGUGAAGCCCAGCGUGCAGUCAUUAAGUCGACGGAAUAUCCUGGUCAUGAAGCACAGCUACUCACAGGACGCAGCGGAUGCUUGUGAUAUUGAUGAGAUCGAAGAAGUCCCGACUACAAGUCACAGGCUGUCCAGAAAUGAUAAGGCUAUGCAGCGAGGGAUGCCCCUGAGACUGGAACAGAAUGACAGUGAUGAUUGUGAAAUACAUCAAGAAAGACAAACAGGACCUUACUUCCUCCACCACUGUUAAAAAAAAGCUCAUCACCCACCCACUCCCACCCCCACACCUUGGCUAGCUAGGACGAACAACAUAUUUUCAGGCUCUUCACUAUGAUCAAAGUUAGCAUCAUUACCAGUCUCACACUGCAGCACACUAUAGAUGCAGAGGAAAAAAAAAAUUCUAAGUGCCUGAGCCCAUAUUCAUCGACCGACAGGGAUUGGAUUUGCAUAAUUGGCAGAGUGUUUAUUAAAUAAAAACUUCAGGUUUGGAAAGCACUGCAAUUAUUUCUUUGCAGUGAAACUACUACAGUUCAAAACUAUAGGCAUCUCAGCCCAACAUAUGGCUUGAUCCAUCACACUUUAACUGCAUGUGAUUGAAGUCCAGAGUGAUUAUAUUUUGCUUUUUUUUUGCUGUGUUUAUUUUAUCAGGUACAGCGAGUUUCUACCAACAAAAGUGCAAUUCCAAUUUUAAAAACCAAACUGUGUUUUUCAGAAAGAGAUUUGCUUGUUAGGUCCAAGUGUCCCAUCUCACCGCCAUGUUAGGACGCAGCAGGAGCAAUGAAAGCUUAUUUGAUAUUAUUGCCCCCAAAAAGAAUGUAAUUAUUUCUGAUGUCUUCUCUGAGCAUUAACAUUAAAUUGUCAAAGCAUCUGUGCAUAUAUGCAUUUAUUGAGGAGGUGCUGUCGUUUAAAUGCAAAAAAGUUCCAUUUUGAAAUUUGAAUACUGCAAUAUAAAACCAGAACAUGAUGUUUUACUGAAUUUGUUUUGCAAUUUUAUUUCCAUUAUACAUGUGACAUUCUGUUCCUACAAGCUGCCAGUUACCACUGUCAAAUAUGUAUGUUGUUGCUACUUUUGUUAUCGCAUUGCUUUGGGCUUUUUACGGAAAAUGAAAAUAAAUCAUUAAAUUAUUGCUUAAAGGUUUGUUUUUUUAAUUCUUGGAAUAUUACAAACAAAAUUAUUACGGUGUACACGGGACCAAGAGAAAGAGCGGAGAGUGGUCAGCCCAUCAAGACACAUACAUGAUUGUCCUGUGCAUCAGCACAAAUUACCCACCUUUAAUCCAGAUAUCUUGAUACAAAUACUCAAAAUUAAUAUGUCAGUAUCAGUCUUCAACAUUUGAAUGAUUGUAUCCUUUUUGGAAUAACAGAUUUAUGUGAAAUUUACAUGAAAAGGUGUCUUCUCGUUUACUUCCAAACAACCAAAGAUCAUAGCUCUAUGGUCUUUGCUUGCAACCAUUGCUCUAAUCUAUGGUCGCUAGUUUUAAUUUCUCCCACAAGAUGAAAUAUAAAAUAGAACAACUCAUUUGCAGUUAUUGUAUAUGCUAAUUGUAUAUAAAAGCCACUGUGCACCAUAGAGAUCUAUUCUGGGUUGUUUAGUUUAAAAUAUCUGGGCACAUUUCAACUUAGUGUGGUUAACAUUAGUCAUACUAAUUAUGUCAUGGACUAUAUGGAGACAUACCCUACAUUAUCUGUAGUAACUGUGGCUUCUGUGGAUACUUGUAACCUUUUCAUUAAGUUCACAAAACAAAAUCCAGGAGAACAUCAGAAAUUGAGAUGGUUAUUAAAGGAACUGCACUUUUCCAUCAAUACCUUGCACUUAGCAUCCCACAGCCUUUAUAUUCAAUAGCCAGCACAAUCAUAUCUAUCUAUAUUAUUAAAAGUCUGAUCUUGACCACUUCCUGGUGUUCUGUAUAUUGAUUUUAGAAAAAACGCUGUCACUUACGGCAGUGAAUUUUGGCCAUCUUAUUCAGAGUCCCCCUCCGCUGCGGAGGACAAGAGGGUUUUUCCCAUCAAUGACA
Molecule: messenger RNA, 5919 nt
Organism: Leucoraja erinaceus (little skate)
Lineage: Eukaryota; Metazoa; Chordata; Chondrichthyes; Rajiformes; Rajidae
Gene: neto1l
Product: neuropilin (NRP) and tolloid (TLL)-like 1, like
Exons: 10
Coding region: 2523-4154 (543 amino acids)
Molecular function (GO): protein binding
Source: RefSeq, a predicted model, not a curated record